Molecule: messenger RNA, 5326 nt
Organism: Xiphias gladius (swordfish)
Lineage: Eukaryota; Metazoa; Chordata; Actinopteri; Istiophoriformes; Xiphiidae
Gene: mylk4a
Product: myosin light chain kinase family, member 4a
Exons: 15
Coding region: 1267-3753 (828 amino acids)
Biological process (GO): protein phosphorylation; intracellular signal transduction; positive regulation of apoptotic process
Cellular component (GO): cytoplasm; nucleus
Molecular function (GO): protein serine/threonine kinase activity; ATP binding
Source: RefSeq, a predicted model, not a curated record
UUAAUCAGCGGCAAGAAUGUUUCAGCGUCUGGUUAUUUAAACUUUGAAUAAUUUUGACAGCAGAAUUUUUUUUCAGUGUUUGUACCCGGUGGGUUGACAUAAACACGUCUGUUGUUAGAGUAAAUAAUAUUUUGAUUUACAGGAUUACAGAACACGGAUUACGAUCAUAUUACGGGAGCUAAAUUAAAAUUGAUCCCUUACUUUCUUAAGUGAGGUUAUCAGUGGAUGUUUUUGUCAGUGAGUAGGCAUCGUAUAAAUUAUCAGUGUCACCCAUCGGCAGAAGGGCCAAACAUCUUACUGUAUAUCCCCAUAGCCAGGAACCACAGGGUUCCUCACAUAUCCCCUGACACUGGGUGCAAGUUAGAGGCAGAGGAUAAGGAGGGAAGAUCCAUUGCAACAUGCUUCUCAGUCACAGUUGUACACAGACAGAACCACAUACAGCCGUGCCAAGUAACCAGUCCUUUUAGUCUCUUCAGUGCCAUGACAUUGAUUUGAAUCAUUUCAUUUAAAUUGUCAAAACAGCUUCUAUUUUGAAAUGAUCUCAUAAAUCUCUUCUUCUGCUUAAAAAAACCCACCUGUUAACUCCAUCUUUACCCUUCUCCUUUAUGGGCACCUGUGCAGUCCACUCGAGAAUGUGGACCAGACAUUUCCACCUGUUACAACGACUUAAUGUCAUUGUCAUUUUAAAAGGAAAAACUUUAAAAAUGAAUGAACAUUGACCCACUUGUCUUACACGCUGAAGAAGUACUGUGUACAUGGACCAUUUUGACACUCAACAGGCGAAUGACGGUGGUGGGCUUAGCACUUAAAGGCUCUCAAAUGUCUCAUAGCCCAAGCAAUGCCAAGCCCCCACCCCAAACACUUGACCCCUGCUGACGUAGGCUGUCCAUUUACAUUUAGGGACACCGGCUCACUCCAUUCUUAAUACCAUUUGUAUUGUGGAGAGAAUCAGGCGUCAGGGAUAAAGUGUGAGAGAAAUUGAUUUUCUUGACUUAAUACACUGCAGAGUUCAUUUAACUUGAGCUUUACAGUUUUAGAGAUUUAAAAUCUUCAUAGCUGGUGAUUGAUGAUUUUUGAAUCUUUUUUCGCUGGAUUUCUUGUUUCACAUUUAUGUACUUUAAUUAGUUUGCACACCAAUGUGAAGCACUGAAGGGUAGAGCUGGCUACGAUUUUUGAAAAAGUCUUUUCGUCUGUUUCACAGACAUUGCUAGUCCUAUUUUUGUCACAAGUGGUUGUCCUAACGUGAUUUCUAUAUCAGCGGAAGCCAUGAGUACCUUGGUAACGAAGACAGUAGAAGAUGGCAGCAUUGCGAACUUUGACCUCAUCCAAAAUCGGAUUGAGUCACUGAGCAUCAAAAUGGACAAGCUCAUCAACAUUCAAGAAAAGGUCCUCAACCGACUAGACGGGAUGUCCCAGGACAUUGAUGGCAUUGAAAAGGAUAUGGAGAAUCUGAAGGUUGACAAGGAGGAGAUCCAUCUGCCACCAAGGGUAGUGAACCAGACCCAAGUCAUGGGGCGAGAAGUAAGGGAGAUAUGCCAGGAGAUGAGCACCAUCAUGUCGGUGGUGAACCAGCGGUCUGAGCAGCAGGCUCAGAAGCUGGAAGGGAUGGAGAAACUGGUCCUCAGCAUGCAGCAGGUGAUCAGCUUCAUUGGACAGAAGUUGAAGAGUUCGAGGAUUAUGGAGCUGAUGUUCAAAGGCCCUACAGUUCGGAAGGGCUCCAAACCCAAAGACAAUAAAGGAAAGCAAGCUAUCAAGAAAAAAACAUCUACAGAUAUAAUGACCAAGAAGCUUGACAAGAAAACUACUUCUAAUAAAGCCAAUAAAAGGAGUCAACAGAUAGAUCCUGCAUGUGAGCCCAGUACUCCACAGCCUUCUCACAAGAUAAAGCUCCAUGGACCAAAGCAUUUCAUCGCCUGUCGCAAAUGUGGAAACUUUUUGAAAGAACAUAAAGGUAAAGAUGGGACAGAGAAGCCAUGUUUGAGCCCUAAGAGUCAGACAGCUCAAAAGAAGAUGAAGCCCCCAGAUACAGCAGAUAAUAUCUCUUUGAAGAAGCAGGUUUUGCUACUUGAAGAGGUGCAGAAACUCAACAGGGAAAAUGCAGAGAAAUCAGGUCCCCAGCUCACCCCUGGAUAUCUGGAUUUGGAGGCUGGAGUGCCCCCUGAAGAUCAACAGCCUGAUGUUCCUGCAUGUAAUUUGGUGGACUCCUUGCUUGAAGAUUCCCAGGUUGCUGAGAGCCGUGAGGAUGUGGAGGCAGUUAGUGAGGAGGAGGCGGGGGAAACAGUGCCUGAGGGAGAGGCAGUGGUUACCGAGAAGGAACCCAAGCUUGAUGUGGAGGAUGCUGUGAAAGAGACAGAAGAUGAAAAGCUUGAAGUCGCAGAGGAAAAGAAGGAAGAGGAAGCUUCAGUUGCAGAAGAAAUAACUAAAGCCCCAGAGCUACCUGCAGCCCAUCAUAAUGAAAAAGAACCAACUGCUACAAGGCCUGAUGACCACAGAGAUGCCACCCCAUCUCAAGAGGCCGGGCAAGACCAGUUAGCAGAGAUCAGCACCACAAUCAUCAAGUCCUUUGUUACUGAGGAACACAUUGUGUUGGGAGAACCCACAAAGAGUUCUUCUUUGGUGGUGGUGGAGGAGGAAGAGGAGGAGGAAAAGAGAGAAGACAAGGAGGACGAACAGAAGCUUGAGUCCGAGGGCUGGGCCGUCUUCAGGGCAGAUGGAGUUGAAAUCCAGUUAAACCUUCAACAAAGGGUGGCGAGAGGGAGGAAAGAAAAUGAUGCAGAAAAGGAGGAUGAUGACAAUCCUGAGCGGUACUUUAUUGACACCACUCCUCCUCCAGCGGCUCCUUUUAAUCACCGCAUUGUGUCGGCCAAGCCGAACCAGAUCAGCAACUUCUACACCAUCAACUGGCAGGAGGUCCUGGGCGGGGGUCGCUUCGGCCAGGUGCAUAAAUGUGUUGAAAACUCCUCUGGUCUCACUUUGGCAGCGAAGGUCAUCAAAGCCAGGAGUCAGAAAGAAAAGGAGGUGGUGAAGAAUGAGAUCCAGGUCAUGAAUAAUCUGGACCAUGCCAACCUGAUCCAGCUCUAUGCAGCUUAUGAGUCAAGGAAUGACAUCAUCCUUGUACUUGAAUAUGUUGGUGGAGGGGAGCUGUUUGACAGGAUCAUUGAUGAAAACUACACUUUAAUGGAGCUGGACGCCGUGGUGUUCAUCAGGCAGAUCUGUGAGGGCCUGCAGCACAUGCACAAAAUGUACAUCCUACACCUAGACUUGAAGCCAGAAAAUAUUCUGUGCGUGAGCAGAGUCACAAAUAAGAUCAAAAUCAUCGACUUUGGUCUCGCUAGGGUAUAUAAACCAAGGGAGAAGCUGCGAGUGAAUUUUGGUACUCCAGAGUUUCUCGCUCCUGAAGUCGUCAACUACGACUUUGUGUCGUUCAACACAGACAUGUGGAGCCUUGGUGUCAUCACCUACAUGCUUCUGAGUGGUCUCUGUCCCUUCCUCGGCGAUGAUGACAAUGAGACUCUGAAUAACAUCUUGGCCUGUCAGUGGAACUUUGAGGAACAAGAGUUUGUAGAUACAUCCAAGGAAGCCAAAGAUUUCAUCUCCAGGCUCCUGCUUGUCAAUAAAGGUUGGCGGAUGGGGGCAUCUGAGGCCUUAAGACAUCCUUGGCUAUCUGACUCAGUGCUUCAUUAUCGCCUUCACACAAAGAAAACUAUGUGCAGAUCACGACGAUCAUCUUGUGUGCCCACGACUGAUAGUUGAGGACUCUACAGUGAUGUGACAGCUCCAGCUGCGGCCACUCGGACCAACCCUCCUGUCCAUGUAAAUUACCUAAAUUUCAGUCGAAAUUUGAUCCAUUGUGCCGUGUAAAUGUAACGCAUAUGCCAAAACAAUAUGCAAGAGAACAGUUUCAUUUCUAAAUGGGAUUAAAUAGGCGACAGUCACAGCAAGCAUUGUACUGCAAUACUUUUCCCAUGAAUAGUGCACAACUCAUAAUUGUUAAGCUAAUGGAAAAACAGGUGAAAGAAAUAACAGGAACAUCUUAUAACAUUAAUCAGUUGCCAUUCGACCUUUGUGAAGCUUACAAUGUUCAAUUACUGUGGAGGCUGUCUAAGAGAAAUGAUAACUCAGCUGUUGAGUUUGUAACUUGUGGUAGUGUUUUAUUUUAUUACAUUACUUUGUCAGGUGUUUUUUAAUUUUUUUUCAUCCUGUUGUAGAUGGUAUUUCAAAGUGGUGCUUAGUCAUAAUCUGACGUAGCAUCAUUUGACACAUACUAUCAUACAUAUAUGCCUGACUGUGUGUGUGUGUGUGUGUGUGUGUGUGUGUCACCUUCGCCUUGAAACAUGCAACUUUCUACUUCACUUUCAAAUAUCCACUCACCCUCACUUAUCUGUAACCAAACACACUGUGCCGUCAUUGUUUGCUGCUGUUUUCAAUUUCUGCUGAUACUGUAGAUGAGAAGUUACAUGUUUAGAAACAUACCUCAACUGCCUCUGUAUGAGGGCUACAGCAUGAUUCAUAUUAAGUGACUGUAAUAAUCUGUGCUGCCUUUCUCCCCUCUCAGUUAGAAAUAUUCUUUUUGGGCUGUAAAUAGAUGCAGAACCGUAGAUUAAAACCCUGAUUUUCUCAUAUUUUAGGCGAUGUUUAUUGUACGUAUGGAAAGAAUGGAAUUUGUGUGGUUGGUGUCAUGAGCUGUAGUAUGUGCACUUUAUACUGUUAUUUAUUUAAAUAUAUAUUAUACAUGAACCUAGUAGUUCCAUUGAAAAGGCUUGUGCGGUCGGAUCGCCUCGUGUCCCCUUCAUCUGUUUCAUCCUUCUUUGUCCCGGUGUUCAUAAAGAAAAUAUAUUUCACCAACACAGUUUAUGUGUUUGUCAGUUAAGUGUAUUAUUUUCAUUCUUUGUUGCAUGUCGUAAUGUGUUAUGUGUUAUCAGCCAUUAAAUCUUAAACUUGACAGAAACAGAGUAAUAACUUUUUAAAACUUUUUUUUCUUUGUUCUUUUUUAUUGUACUCUACGCUUGAGCUGUCAUACCACUCCAGUGCCAAUCUGGCUGCAUAUUCAUGUCACUGUAGAUGCUUUUUCCACAUUACAAAGUUAUCUUUGAAAUACCUUCUGUGAAGGUUCACUAACUGAAAGUAAUACACUACCUACCUUAUGAUGCCUAAGUGGAUAAAAUAUUGUUAGAACUAAGUUUUUGUGAUUUUUAUUUAACUUCAUGAUUAAUGUUACAUUACGUUUUUGUUGAACACAGAGCGCUAGUAAAAGAGGCUGUCCCCACCAAUUGUUAACAAUUUCAAAUUCAGCAUGUAUUUGUGAAGUGUGUACACAUCCAUUAAA